This is a messenger RNA of Penaeus monodon (black tiger shrimp), 522 nucleotides long. RefSeq lists its product as uncharacterized. NCBI's taxonomy places the organism in Eukaryota, Metazoa, Arthropoda, Malacostraca, Decapoda, Penaeidae. The transcript is spliced from 3 exons. Bases 1 to 522 code for a protein of 173 amino acids. The record is from RefSeq and is a predicted model, not a curated record.
AUGGGGUCAGUUGUGGUUUGGAAUGAAAAAUGGCGAAGAUUUUCUCUCAGCCUGGGGGCAGUAAAUGGGCCUUUUCACCCUCGGAACCCAAAAUCUUCGGGGGGACACCCCAAACCAAGUUUUUGUCAAACCGGGGGGAAGUCGCUCGUUUAUGCAAAUUCGACUUCUCCAACCCCAAACCCGCCCCCCCACCCUUCCCCACGCUGGACAACCAUCCGCUGGGGUAGUCGGGCCCAAGCUUCCGGCGUCACCCGGGUUUACGAAAAGCUCUCCUGGGCGUCGCACGUUAGAGACAUCGGCCCAACUCCCUCGCCCCUCAAUACACCAGCCCCACUCAUCAAUUUGGGGGCUGAAGCUGUUUGCCAUCCACGCCAAACCCCGAUCUGGGUGCCCCCCCAAAGCGCCCCCACUUCCCGGGCCCCCCAGGCCCCCCAACCCAAAAUAGUGCCCCUCAGGGCCCGCGCUGACCGCUACAUCGGGGGUACAAUACCCACCAGUCCGACUCAAACAAAAGAGCACUAG